AUGCCGGUCAGUUUCGGUCCAGAGUCGAAGUUUAAGGAUCUCGAGGCGGCAUUCAAAGAGAUCCGACUCGAAAGCAAUGACAAGAAAAGUGAUGUCAGAUCACUGGCCGUAGUCAAAGACGACGAGUCAAAGGUAUUGUUGGACAGACCCGAGAAAAUUGGUUACUAUUCUGUCAGACAUCGACUCGAAGACGACGAACGCGAAUAUGUUGGCAAUGCAUCUGAGCUCAAGUAUCUUCACAUACCGUCACCGAUAAUACUGGAUCUGACUCAUGGCUACGACAAGUCAGUACGUUAUGGAGAGUGGGGUAACUCUAAAUUGGAUAAACUAUUGAAAUGGAUAUCCAUUAAUAUCCAAGAAUCGGAUAGUCAUCGACCACUUCUUGACGCAGAUUUUGUAACCACUCGUCGCGUUUUGGCUUAUAUUAUGACUUAUCCGUAUCAACGCAUCGAACAGUUAACUAUAGCUGCCGUAAAAUUUCGCGGAAAUAUAUAUUUGUGUCCAUUUUGGCCAACACAACAACCGAAGAGCGACUCAUUAAAUCAAAUGUCGUUCAGUGGCUAUCGUUUCGAGAAGUACUUGACCAGCACUGACCCGAACCGGGCAUCAGAUCUGGACGAGUUUGAUCGUAACGGCUAUAUUGGAGUUAUUAAGACACAAAUGACCACUAAUGCACCCAAACGUUCGGUACAUUCGGUAAUAUUUACGUCAAAGUUGGACUGUUUGGCCGAUAAGUGGUCAAAGUCGAACAGUUUGGAUCAAUUUGUUGAACUGAAAUGCGCUAAAAAAUUAAAUCGACAUAAAUUGCUUCAAUGGUGGGCACAUACCCACCUGAUUGGUGUACCGAUCAUUCAUUGCGGUAUAAGAGAUGACCGAUUGAUGGUAAAGACUGUCCAAGAGAUCAAAGUAGACAGUCUUCGAGAGAAUACCUUUUGGACGCCAGAAGUUUGCCUGAAUUUUAUGAAUGAUUUCCUAACACAUGUCAAACAAGUGGUCAUCGAUGACAACCCAGAUCUGGUCUAUCUGUUUGAGUGUCGUCCCCGUCAUGUCAUCACUUGUACUAAAAUGAUAAAACCGACAGAUUUUGAGGUAUUACCCAAUUGGUAUGUCGAGGUGUUUAAGGAGUGA
Oppia nitens is the source of this 1128-nucleotide messenger RNA. Its product is annotated as decapping and exoribonuclease protein-like. Gene Ontology annotation, molecular function: mRNA 5'-diphosphatase activity. The coding region runs from base 1 to 1128 and encodes 375 amino acids. The transcript has a single exon. NCBI's taxonomy places the organism in Eukaryota, Metazoa, Arthropoda, Arachnida, Sarcoptiformes, Oppiidae. Gene Ontology annotation, biological process: nuclear-transcribed mRNA catabolic process; NAD-cap decapping. The record is from RefSeq and is a predicted model, not a curated record. Gene Ontology annotation, cellular component: nucleus; cytosol.